Messenger RNA from Penicillium maclennaniae, 1425 nucleotides. RefSeq lists its product as uncharacterized. NCBI's taxonomy places the organism in Eukaryota, Fungi, Ascomycota, Eurotiomycetes, Eurotiales, Aspergillaceae. The record is from RefSeq and is a predicted model, not a curated record. The coding region runs from base 1 to 1425 and encodes 474 amino acids. Gene Ontology annotation, molecular function: monooxygenase activity; heme binding; iron ion binding. The transcript has 6 exons.
AUGACUGUGGCACCCGCUAUCCUCGCUACAGUCGCCGUAGCCGCGAUCAUCUAUCACUUCUGCUAUUCUCUCUUCUUCAGUUCUCUCGCGCGCAUUCCCGGGCCAAAGUCCUUCGCUUGGACCAAAUUGACGAUCCAUGCCCUUCACGCGGAGUAUGGCCCCGUUGUCAGAGUCGGCCCAAGCGAAGUAACCUUCAGCAGCACGACUGCGAUGCGCUCGAUCUACGGAGCAGGAUCCGGGUUUGAGCGAAUGAGUUUCUACCGUAUGUUUGAGGCAUAUGGACGCAAGAACAUGGUUUCUUUCUCGACGGUCAGGGAGCACGGAGAACGCAAAAAGCUUUUCGCGCACUCCUACGCGAAAUCUAUGAUGCUGAAAGGAGAUAACGCUGCCAUGGUCCUGCAAAAGGCCAAGCUGUUUUUGGAUCUGCUGGCAAGGGAGGGUCCCGAUAGCGAGAUAUUCUCAACCCUGCACUACUUCUCCUUGGACAACAUCACUGAAUUUCUCUACGGAAACUUUGGCAAGACAGCUUGCCUUGAAGGAUCUAAGAAAGACCGUGAGCUUAUCGGCGACAUCGUAGAUGUUGCCCGUCGCAAGCUGUCCUGGUAUUCGGUCCACUUCCCUGGAUUCACGAACUGGUUUUACUCCAGAACGGGAGUUAUGGCCUGCAUUGCUCGUCAAAUCUAUCCGAUGGAAGCGCCAACAGCAUACACUGCUCGGGAGGCAUCCCUGAUCGCCAAACUCUGGACCCACCACUACUCUAACAAGGAGGACGGGCUGGACGACCUUGAUAUUGCCUCCGAGGUAAAGACGACCCCAGAACACCACUCACUAGCAGGAGUCGACACUACAAGCGACACUCUGAUGUUCCUGAUCUGGUCCCUUUCGCGGCCCCAGAACAGGGUAUUUCAGGGAAAGCUGAUUGAGGAAGUCUGCAAAAUACCAACAGAGUGCUUGGACGCGAACGGGAUCCCUAGACCAGUCGUAUGCGAUAAACUUCUCUACGUAGACGCAGUUAUCAAGGAAACGCUGCGGCUUUUCGCACCAUUACCGGGAUCAGAGCCACGGUCGCUUUCGACAGCUACCUCCAUCAACGGCUAUCUGAUUCCUCCUCAGACCGUUGUCUCCAUCUCACCCUACGCUCUUCACCGGAACCCCGACAUAUUCAAGGACCCACUCAAAUUCAACCCAGACCGGUGGAUGGACAUGCUGAAAUCGGACGAGGCGAAAAAGUGGUUCUGGGCUUUCUCUAGUGGAGGUCCAAUGUGUAUUGGAAUGCACCUUGCAAUGGCUGAAAUGACAACGCUGGUUGUCGCGCUAUAUCGUAAGUAUACUACCAUGACCAUCGAUGGGUUCGAUGAUAUUUCGCCAGGCAUCACAGCCCGGAACAUGAAUGUCGAAUCAAAUUUACCCCUCGCGCUUGAAUGA